AUGCCGCAGGCGUUACUACAUGAUGUCAAGUUUAAUCAUACCGUUGUACAAAUGACGUCACCGAUAGCAUUUUUUGUUGUCAGCGAAGCUGAGCUUGGUAUAAAACGCCUUAAUCCUGUUGCAAUUCAGAUGGACUAUACACCAGACUCUAAAGUCUACACUCCGUUGGAUGGUAAAAACUGGUUUCUCGCUAAAUCGUUUGUGCAGAGAGCCGAUUUCAACACUCUUCAUUUGAUAGAGAAACGUCUCAAGACUCACCUCUACUUAGAUGCACCUUGUACUCUGUCGGAGAAAUACUUCUCUGAAUAUCACCCCGUUUAUCAGCUUUUAAGACAGCACUGCCGGGCAGCGUUGGAAACCAAUAAGCUGUUUGAAAUAAAGUUAUUCGGUAAGAUCUUUCUGUUUUUCAACGCCUUAUUAGCUUUUCUUUGA
Messenger RNA from Porites evermanni, 432 nucleotides. NCBI's taxonomy places the organism in Eukaryota, Metazoa, Cnidaria, Anthozoa, Scleractinia, Poritidae. The record is from the annotation of a GenBank genome assembly.